AUGAACGGCCAUGCAGAACCGAGCAAGCGUCAACGCUUCGAUGUGCCUGCCAAGAUGAAAGCAUUACAAUACUCUGGCCCCGAGAAAUUUGCAGUCGAGACCAUCGAUGUUCCGACAAUCGGUGAUGAUGAUGUUCUUGUCAAUAUCUCAGCCUGCGGUGUAUGCGGAACAGAUUUGCAUUACCACAAAGGCGAGUUUCUGGCAAAGGUGAGAUCAUCAGGAAAUCAAGUAUUGAACAAAGCUGACUUUCUUGAAGUAUCCUUUGAUACCCGGUACGAGCGAUCGUUCACUUCUCCCCACACCUCACUCACCUUCCCAGGCCAUGAGGCAGCAGGCACCGUCGCCGCUAUCGGCAAGAAGGUCAAUAACGUCGCGGUUGGUGACCGCGUAGCAGCCGAUGCCUUACAGCCAUGUCUGAAUUGUUACUACUGCACGCGCAGAAAGACCCAACUCUGUGAAAAUGUCAUCGGAUAUGGCGGUAAUGUUCCGGGUGGUUUCGCAGAGUACUGCAGAUACCCAGCUCGUAUGGUCUUCCCUAUUGGUAACCUUCCGGAUCUAGAGGCCGUCUUGCUCGAACCCGCCGCAUGCGCAGCGCAUGGUAUUGAGAGAAUGCAGAUGGAGGUCGGAAGCAGAGUACUGCUUUUCGGAUGCGGGCCGACUGGCAUAUUGCUGGCUCAGUUGAUCAAGAUGAAUGGCGCUGCUCAUUUAACCAUCGCCUCAAAAGCCGGCCCGAAACUCGAUCUCGCGCGCGAACUCAACAUUGCCAACUCCUACAUUACCAUAUCCGACGAUAACCCCGGAGACGACAUGGCUGCGCUCUCGACUGACAAUCCCUACGGUUUCGAUAUUGUCGUGGAAGCCACAGGCGCACCGACAGUUCUGGAAAGGUCCAUCGAGUACGUGCGUAAAGGCGGUAAGCUGGUGGUUUACGGCGUAUACGACGAAAGUGUGAAAAUUGCAUGGUCGCCCUUCCGGAUCUGGGAAAAAGAGAUCACGAUUCUGGCUAGCUUCUGCAGUAUGAGCCAUAUACCGCAUGUCUUGGAGUAUGUGAAUGCUGGGAGAUUGAAGUUGGGCGGCAUUGCGAACAAGACGUAUCGAAUCGAGCAAUGGGAGGAGUGUCUGGACGCGGUGAGGAAACAAGAGGUUGUUAAGGCUGCUAUUGUGUUCGAUUGA
Molecule: messenger RNA, 1173 nt
Organism: Alternaria novae-zelandiae
Lineage: Eukaryota; Fungi; Ascomycota; Dothideomycetes; Pleosporales; Pleosporaceae
Exons: 6
Coding region: 1-1173 (390 amino acids)
Molecular function (GO): oxidoreductase activity; zinc ion binding
Source: RefSeq, a predicted model, not a curated record